This is a messenger RNA of Scleropages formosus (Asian bonytongue), 1652 nucleotides long. Its product is annotated as schwannomin-interacting protein 1. The record is from RefSeq and is a predicted model, not a curated record. The transcript is spliced from 7 exons. Gene Ontology annotation, cellular component: plasma membrane; cell junction. Gene Ontology annotation, biological process: positive regulation of hippo signaling. NCBI's taxonomy places the organism in Eukaryota, Metazoa, Chordata, Actinopteri, Osteoglossiformes, Osteoglossidae. The coding region runs from base 443 to 1225 and encodes 260 amino acids.
CUCCUCCUUCUCCUUCUCCGUCUUCUGUUGAGCAAAAGCUCUUUACAUGAACUUUUUCCUGAACUUGUUUCACUUUUGCUCCAGUGUUCACCGUGAAUAAGAGCCCCGAAGCGGCCGUGGCUCCGUUCCGCCCUCUGGGAGACGCUGAAGCGCGGCGGUGGCGGCGGCGGCGCUCCGGCGUGAAUUCCAACACGUUUCCGAGUGGGGAAAACAAACGGCGUGAAUAGAGGAAGGGUGGAGAGAAGGAGGAGGCUGGGAAGGAAGGAGAGCAGCAGGGACGAGUGUUUCCUUCUGUAGAAGGAAGGGGGCGAACCGAAGAAAGUUGCUGAAGGAACACUGCGGGGGAUCUGACAACAGCUGGAUGAGGAAGGAGAUCGAGGGCUGAGCUCAUUUUGUGACACCCGCAUCCCUCCCCCUUGUCUCCUGGCCUUCAGCAGUUCUCAUGAUGGAGCAAGGAGUGGAGGGAGAGAAGGAGCGACAGAGAGAGCGAGGAGAGGAGAAGGAGAGUGAUGAAGCAGAGGACCUUGGGAAGGCUAUAGAAGGAGCAGCCCUUGUGUGGCAAGAAAGGGGUACCGAUGAUGACCUGGGCCUACCCAUCAUGCACUGGGAGGCCCUUAGUUUGCGAAUUGCUGAGCUGGAGAAACAGGAGGAGGAAAGGAGAGAAAGAUCCAAGUGUACUAGUGUCCUGGAGCAAGAUGGUGUGUCUGGGGUCUGGAGGGAUUCAAGUCGAAGAGACGUAUGGGAUGACAGCGAGGACGAAUGCAACAGCCGUGUCAUUGCUCUCACCUCAAGGCUCCAAAACCAGAUGAAUCUUCAGCUCUGCUUUAUCAACAACAGUGAGAGUGAAGAUGAAGAUGAUGAAGACACUGCGCAGCCGCCCCCCCAAGCUAGGAACCCAUCCCCAACCCCAGUGACUACAGGUGGCAGCAGGUCAACCGGCUUCAAGCUGGAAGUGAGGGCUGCACUGACCGCUCUCCGAGACAAGCUGCGGACUGAGCAGAAGGAACAGUGUGUACCGUGCUCUGAUACUGUGACGAAAAGGAAGAAGUUGGAGCGCAGUGACCUCCAGGCUCUCAGUCUGAAGCAACUGGAUGCACUGAGGGUCUCUCUCACCCAGAGUGUUCAUGAUCUGAGCUCAGAACUGGUACGCCGACUCUUGACCAGAGACCAGCUGCGGACAGAGCAGGAUGCUAUGCUCCUAGAGGUGCAGGAUAUGACAUUGUGAUGUGACCAUUUGAACUGCAAAGAAGCCACACGUCUCUACUGGAUGAUAUCACUUUUUGGACACUCCUGCCAAAAUGGCUGGGAAUAAAAGCUGCAGUGUGUUGCCCAACAUCAAAUUGGCAGGCAUGGACAUUUUUAAGGGAAGUUUUCUUUCUGCUUUUAUGAUGGUGUUCAGUAUUGAAUUUUCAGUAUUUUCAACUUUGUAUGCUGCUUUUGAUGCCCAAGGAACUAUAUGGCUUCCAAGCCAUCGUUGUGGUGGUAACAAUAAUGUGGAAUGAUCCUUACGCAACUGUUGUAUUCCCUGUGCUUCUCUCUGUUUGCUAAGGAGCUCAUUGUAGCCAUAUGUUUGUGGAGGUACUCGUGGGGCUGUCUCACUGCACUGGCCUGACUUUGUUGGCCUCUGUUUGUCAAGCCCCAGAAAUUUUUCU